AUGCCACCGAAAUCUGCUCCCUCAGGACGGGGCAUCGCAAAAACUACCCGCGGUGGCUCAAAUACACGUCAUCAAACUGGACGAAAGACCGCCGGGGCAAGAGUCAGUAUAGAGCAUCCUCCCCCUCGUCAACGAGGUCGUCGACACAAAUCUGGUACAAAGGCUCUCCAGGAGAUUCGAAGAUACCAGAAGUCAACGGAUCUACUUCUGCUCAAAACACCAUUCCAGCGACUUGUUCGAGAAGUGACACAGAAUGUUACGGCCGUGACUGGUCCUGAUCGAUGGCAAAGCCAGGCCGUUGCCGCCUUACAAGAAGCCACCGAGGCAUUCCUAGUUAGCUUAUUUCAUGAUGCAAAUCUUUGUGCAAUUCAUGCUAAGCGCGUCACAAUACAACAAAAAGAUAUACAACUUGCACGAAGAUUGCGAGCUGCUUGGGGGGCACCUGUCUGA
Periconia digitata is the source of this 450-nucleotide messenger RNA. The record is from the annotation of a GenBank genome assembly. NCBI's taxonomy places the organism in Eukaryota, Fungi, Ascomycota, Dothideomycetes, Pleosporales, Periconiaceae.